Molecule: messenger RNA, 3515 nt
Organism: Mandrillus leucophaeus (drill)
Lineage: Eukaryota; Metazoa; Chordata; Mammalia; Primates; Cercopithecidae
Gene: MUC4
Product: mucin 4, cell surface associated
Exons: 21
Coding region: 1-3102 (1033 amino acids)
Biological process (GO): cell-matrix adhesion
Source: RefSeq, a predicted model, not a curated record
AUGAAGGGGACACGCUGGAGGAGGGUCCCCUGGGUGUCCCUGAGCUGCCUGUGUCUCUGCCUCCUUCCACAUGUGGUCCCAGGAAUGACGACAACCUCAGUGAAGACAGGCAGCGAGAGUGGCCGAGUCACAUCACUACCCCCAGCAACCUCCAAGACCGCCACAGCCCCAUCCCCCCCGACCACCUCCCAGGCCUCCACCUCUGCCACUCCCAGCACUGCCAUGCACACCCGCUCCACAGCCGCCCCCGCCCCCGUCCCGGUCCAGCCUGAGAAAGGAGCUUCCCUCCUCCCCUACGGGGCCGGCGCCGGGGACCUGGAGUUCGUCAGGAGGACCGUGGACUUCACCUCCCCGCUCUUCAGGCCCGCGACUGGCUUCCCCCUCGGCUCCUCGCUGCGCGAUUCCCUCUACUUCACAGACAAUGGCCAGAUCAUCUUCCCAGAGUCAGACUACCAGAUGUUCUCCUAUCCCAACCCACUCCCAACAGGCUUCACAGGCUGGGACCCUGUGGCCCUGGUGGCUCCGUUCUGGGACGAUGCUGACUUCUCCACUGGUCAGGGGACCAUAUUUUAUCAGGAAUACGAGACGCUCUACGGUGAACGCAGGCUGCCAGUCCUGCAGGCCGAGUCUUGGAUUAGAAAGAUCACAAACAAUGGCGGCUUCAAGGCCAGGUGGACCCUAAAGGUCACGUGGGUCAAUGCCCACGCCUAUCCUGCCCAGUGGACCCUCGGGAGCAACACCUACCAGGCCAUCCUCUCCACAGACGGGAGCAGGUCCUAUGCCCUGUUUCUCUACCAGAGCGGUGGGAUGCAGUGGGACGUGGCCCAGCGCUCAGGCAACCUCGUGCUCAUGGGCUUCUCCAGUGGAGACGGCUAUUUCGAAAACAGCCCACUGAUGUCCCAGCCAGUGUGGGAGAAGUAUCGCCCUGAUAGAUUCCUGAAUUCCAGCUCAGGCCUCCGAGGGCUGCAGUUCUACAGGCUACACCGGGAAGAAAGGCCUAACUACCGUCUCGAGUGCCUGCAGUGGCUGAAGAGCCAGCCUCAGUGGCCCAGCUGGGGCUGGAACCAGGUCUCCUGCCCUUGUUCCUGGCAGCAGGGACGAUGGGACUUACGAUUCCAACCCGUCAGCAUAGGUCUCUUGGGCCUCGGCAGCAGGCAGCUCUGCAGCUUCACGUCCUGGCGAGGAGGCGUGUGCUGCAGCUACGGGCCGUGGGGAGAGUUUCGUGAAGGCUGGCACGUGCAGCGUCCCUGGCAGUUCGCCCCGGAACUGGAACCGCAGAACUGGUGCUGCCUCUGGAAUGACAAGCCCUACCUCUGUGCCCUGUACCAGCAGAGGCGGCCCCGCGUGGGCUGUGCUACAUACAGACCCCCACGGCCUGGAGUCUGGAAUAACAAUCCGCAGGACGACUUCAGGAUGCCCAAUGGCUCCACCGUGCCCCCAGGGAGCUCUGAGGAGACGCUUUUCCACUACGGAAUGACCUGGCAGAUCAACGGGACAGGCCUCCUUGGCAAGAGGAAUGACCAGCUGCCUUCCAACUUCACCCCUGUUUUCUACUCACAACUGCAAAACAGCUCCUGGGCUGAAGAUGUGAUCUCCAGCUGUAAUGGAGACAGCUCAUGCAUCUAUGACACCCUGGCCCUGCGCAACGCAAGCAUCGGACUUCAUACGAGGGCCGUCAGCAAAACCUACAAGCAGGUGAACGCCACCCUCAAUCAGUACCCGCCCUCCAUCAAUGGUGGUCGUGUGGUUGAAGCCUACAAGGGGCAGACCACACUGAUUCAGUACACCAGCAACGCUGAGGAUGCCACCUUCACGCUCAGAGACAACUGUACUGACUUUAAGCUCUUUGAGAAUGGGACGUUGCUAUGGACACCCAAGUCGUUGGAGCCAUUCACUCUGGAGAUUCUAGCGAGAAGUGCCAAGAUUGGCUUGGCAUCUGCACUCCAGCCCAGGACUGUGGUCUGCCAUUGCAAUGCAGAGAGCCAGUGUUUGUACAACCAGACCAGCAGGGUGGGCAACUCCUCCCUGGAGAUGGCCGGCUGCAAGUGUGACGGGGGCACCUUCGGCCGCUACUGCGAGCGCUCCAAGGACACCUGUGAGGAGCCGUGCUUCCCGAGUGUCCGCUGCAUUCCUGGGAAGGGCUGCGAGGCCUGCCCUCCACACCUGACUGGGGAUGGACGGCACUGCGCUGCUCUGGGGAGCUCUCUCCUGUGUCGGAACCAGUCCUGCCCUGUGAAUUACUGCUACAAUCAAGGCCGCUGCUACAUCUCCCAGACUCUGGGCUGCCAGCCGACGUGCACCUGCCCCCCGGCCUUCACCGAUAGCCUCUGCUUCCUGGCUGGGAACAACUUCAGUCCAACUGUCCACCUAGAACCUCCCUUAAGAGUCAUCCAGCUCUUGCUCAGUGAAGAGGAAAAUGCCUCCAUGGCAGAGGUCAACGCCUCGGUGGCGUACAUACUGGGGACCCUGGACAUGCGGGCCUUUCUCCGCAACAGCCAAGUGAACCGAAUCGAUUCCCCAGCACCUGCCUCGGGAAGCCCCAUUCAACACUGGAUGGUCAUCUCGGAGUUCCAGUACCGCCCUUGGGGCCCGGUCAUCGACUUCCUGAACAACCAGCUGCUGGCUGCGGUGGUGGAGGCGUUCUUAUACCAGGUUCCACGGAGGAGGGAGGAGUCCAGGAACCACGUGGUCUUCCAGCCCAUCUCCGGGGAAGACGUGUGGGAUGUGAGAGCCCUGAACGUGAGCACGCUGAAGGCUUACUUCAAAUGCAAUGGCUACAAGGGCUAUGACCUGGUCUACAGCCCCCAGAGCGGCUUCACCUGCGUGUCCCCGUGCAGUAGGGGCUACUGUGACCAUGGAGGCCAGUGCCAGCACCUGCCCAGUGGGCCCCGCUGCAGCUGUGUGUCCUUCUCCAUCUACACGGCCUGGGGAGAGCACUGUGAGCACCUGAGCAUGAAACUCGACGUGUUCUUCGGGAUCUUCUUUGGGUCCCUGGGCGGCCUCUUGCUGCUGGGGGUCGGGGUGUUCGUGGUCCUGCGUUUCUGGCAUUGCUCCAGGACCAGCUUCUCCUAUCCCCUGCACUCAGCUGAGGCCUCGCCUUGAAGGGACAGCUGUGGCCUAGGCUACCUCAAGACCCACCCCAUCCUCACCGCACACUUAAGGCGCCAUUGCUUUUGGGAGACUGGAAAAGGGGAGGUGACUGAAGGCUGUCAGGAUUCUACAAGGGGAGUGAAUACUGGGACUCAAGACAAGACUAUACCUUAUCCAUAGGCUCAGGUGCACAGGGGGAGGCCUUAAAGACAAACAAGCGUGGAGGGGUCCUCACGCAGACGCCCCCACAGAAGGACACUGGCCUGUGCACGCGUGCGCGCGCGCACACACACACACACACACCAAAGUUCAUAAUGUAGUGAUGGCCCUAAGUUAAGCAAAAUAUUUCUGCACACAAAACUCUCUGGUUUACUUCGAAUUAAAGUCUAUUUAAUAAAGCUGUCUAACUUUUUGUGUCUUCAAAA